This is a messenger RNA of Actinia tenebrosa (Australian red waratah sea anemone), 2123 nucleotides long. Its product is annotated as QRFP-like peptide receptor. The record is from RefSeq and is a predicted model, not a curated record. NCBI's taxonomy places the organism in Eukaryota, Metazoa, Cnidaria, Anthozoa, Actiniaria, Actiniidae. Gene Ontology annotation, molecular function: G protein-coupled receptor activity. Gene Ontology annotation, biological process: G protein-coupled receptor signaling pathway. Gene Ontology annotation, cellular component: membrane.
CGUCAAGGUCGUCAGGCUUCAUCAAGGAUUUCUAAAGCCAUCACCAAAUGCCACAUACAGGAUAUGAUAGGUGACAAAUCAUCGACCUUGGUAACCAGGCAUUGAUGCUCUUUACCAUUCAAAAGGAUCAUACAAAGACUGUUCAUUUCAUUCAACAUUUCUGGCCCCAAACGCAAGAUCUCCUUCUGUCGUUUACAAGGAUGUCGCUUCAAGAUUUGAUAAAUCGAUCGGAUUCCCAGCAGAAUAGUUCUAACGUAACGUUGCUGCCAAUAGACACCUGCACAAGCACUACCACCUCGCAAGCAACUGUGAUCUCCAAAUCGAUAGCUUACUCGAUUAUUCUUUGCGUAUCUCUCAUCGGUAACAUUCUAGUGGUGUUUGUGAUCUACAAGAACAGAUCCAUGCGCACCACCGUCAACUAUUUCAUAGUCAACAUGGCCUUGUCGGAUCUGAUUAUUCCUAUUCUUGUUCUACCGCUCCGAAUAUCAAAUGUGACAUCAUCGAGGGAAUGGAGAGUCCAUGGAACAAUAGGUGCUUUCUUGUGCAAGUUCGUUUACUUUAUUUCGGACAUUACGCCAACGGUGUCUUCUGUUAGUCUUGUGUUGAUGACGUUUGAUCGUUUUUGCGCAGUUGCAUUCCCGAUGAAAGCAGCGUUGAUCCCAGCAAGAUAUCGUGUGGUUCUCAUAGCAUUCUCGUGGGUGGUAACCAUGGCGUUUUUCGCACCAUAUUUCUACGCGUUCAACCUGAUGAAAAAUGGAAACAUGUGGAUUUGCAUGCCUACUUGGCCGAACUAUUCGCAUAAAAUCUUCACCAUUCUAGCAUGCGUGCUGUUUAUUAUCCUUCCAUUUGUGUUGCUUAUCAUAUUGUAUACCGCGAUCCUUGUCAUUCUUCGACGCAACAGAGGUGCUGGGGAAGAACUAGAGAUGCAGCGAAAACGGCGAGCGAAAAUCAACAUUAGUGUGAUCAAACUGGCCUUAACUAUAGUAAUUGUCUUUGCAGUUUGUUGGGGACCCUUGAACGCAGUUCUUUUUGUUUUAACAUUAUGGGAUUAUAAUGUUCCUGCGAACCUUCGCUGUGCUUUGCCAACAAUCAUUGACGUAGUCCAGUUUUUAGCCUACUCCAACCCAGCGAUUAAUCCUCUCAUUUACUUUAUCCUAAACGAAAACUACCGAACUGGCUUGAAAAGAGCAAUUACUAAAACCAUUCAUGGCCGAAAUGCUGUAAUCGAGUCAAGUGGCCUUGGAAUCCACUCGGCACAGCACAGUCGCAAUGUGAAUCAUUUCACAAAAGAAAUAAGGAUGACUCUUUUGAGAUCCCCCCGUGGUUCAAGCUCAUGAAGAGUUGAAAGAACUACGCCGACUCCGCCAACCAUAAAUCAGGUACUUUGGUACAAACAGCAACCACAGAUCUAAACUAGUUGGCUUGCACUUCGUACUCGCUAAUAACAUUAAAAGAGACUGUAUGUUUUCGUGUAAAAAAAGCUUGUCAAUCAAGAACAUGUUUAAAGCAACUUAAAUUCAAACAUUAAGGUUAAUGCCUAUAAUAAUACAUUCAUAGAUUUGGGGCAAACCUUAUUUGAAAUAGCUUGGCUUUCAAGGCCGUGUUAGUUUUGCACUAGAUACAUGUUGCCAAGAUUGCAUAAGCCGCUUUCAGUUAGCGUAUGUUCAAUACUUUUAAACCAGCCUCCGCAAAGCCGUAUUAACUAGACCUAUUUUCCAAAAGUCAUUAUCUUCUGAGUCAAGGCAAAUUGAAGUUAUAAAUCUUGUCAAAAAAAUGUCGCUUUUGUUUCAUUGGUUUUGUUUAAAAUAAUAUCGCGAACUUGUCACUAGAGGAAACAAAAUAUGUACCAAUAUUCCUCUUCUUAGUUUUCUUUGCUAAAAACCUAUCAUCUUGGCUCAUUGUUUAACAAUCAAAAAGCCGGGUCUAUCUUCCCCCGCUAUUAAUAAGAACACGCUUUUGACAUUUGCUUUUCGAGAUUGUGUUAGCAUUUGUCUGUAUAUACAAAGUGAUCUUACUGGCCUUACUUUCACAAACAAUGUGGUUCUUGUUCAUUUUCCCAACGGAUGUGGAAGCGUAGAUCGGUUCUUUGAGCAUAAUUAUAACAUAAUUUGGUGGAAAACAAA